ACGUUAAACUUGACGUGGACGAAAGCAGCUGGCCUAUUUAGAAAGAAGUUCAGCGGCACAAUGUGUAAAAGAUUUGAUUCUACUGUAUAAUAAGUGAUUAAUCGUGGUGAAAUUUAGGGGGCUGAUGUUAAAUUAGUAAAACAACAUGGCCUUAAGACACAAAAUGUAUGGAGUGUGGUGUUUGGUGGUGCUGGCAGCGAUCUUGAGUCCGUCCGCGGACGGUGCAGCGGUGAUAUCUAUUGAUUUGGGUUCGGAAUGGUUGAAAGUGGGUAUCGUGUCACCGGGGGUGCCGAUGGAGAUAGUGUUGAAUAAGGAGUCGAAGAGGAAAACACCGGCGGUCGUGGCGUUCAGAGACGGCGUGCGGACGUUCGGAGAAGAUGCGGUGAAUGUCGGCGUCAGGUUCCCGAAGAAUUCUUAUAAGUACCUUCUAGAUCUUCUUGGGAAAUCAUAUGAUCAUCCGCUCGUGCUAGCUUACAAGCAGCGCUUCCCGUAUUAUGAAAUUGUGGAGUCUGCGAGGGGAACUCCCGAGUUUGUCCAUGAUGAGAAUACAAGGUUUACUCCAGAGGAGCUGGUCGCUCAGUUCCUGGCUAAGGCUAAAGACUUUGCUGAGAUCAAUCACGGUCAACAAAUCAGCGAAUGCGUCAUUACUGUGCCUGGCUACUUCAACCAGGCAGAGCGGCGGGCCAUGAAGGAGGCAGCCGGAUUGGCAGGCCUUACUGUGCUGCAGCUCAUCAAUGAUUACACAGCUAUUGGUAUCAACUAUGGAAUCUUCAGGCGGAAGGAAAUCAACGACACUCCAUGGCAGGCGCUGUUCUUCGACAUGGGCGCGGGAUCCACCAAGGCGGCCCUGGUCGAGUACAAGAACGUGAAGGUCAAGGACCGCGGAUACGUGGAGACUGUGCCGCAACUGCAAGUCUUGGGCGUCGCUUAUGACAGAACCCUCGGCGGUUUCGAAAUCACUCUCCGUCUCCGCGAGCACCUCAUCCGCGCGUGGGAGGCGCAGGGCGGCGGCGAUGUGAGGGCUUCGCCGCGCGCCAUGGAGAAACUGCUCAGAGAAGCCGAGCGCCUCAAGAUCGUGCUGUCCGCCAACACCGAGCACUACGCGCAGAUCGAGAGCUUGCUGGACGACAAGGACUUUAAACACUUGGUAUCCCGUGCCGAACUAGACUCGCUGUGCGCGGAUCUGUGGCCGCGCGUGUCGUCGGUGCUGACGCGCGCGGCGGCGGCGGGCGGCGCCUCGGCGGCGGCGCGCCUCGUGCUCGCCGGCGGCGCCGCGCGCGUGCCCGCCGUGCUCGCCCUGCUCGCGCACCAGGGCUACGAGCCCAGCCGCUCCAUCAACGCCGACGAGGCGGCCGCCAUGGGCGCCGUCUACAGGGCCGCAUCCCUGGCCACGGGCUACAAGGUGGCCCCGCUGAACGUGAAGGACGCGGUGUUGCUGCCCGUGCAGGUCGUCUUCACGAGGCACGUGGACGGAGCUGACAAACUGGAACAGAUCAAGAGAACUCUGUUCAGCCCAAUGAACCCCUACCCGCAGAAGAAGGUGAUCACCUUCAACAAGCACACGGACGACUUCUCGUUCCACGUGAAGUACGCCGAGCUCGAGCACAUCCCCGCCGCCGAGCUGGCCAACCUCGGCGCGCUCAACCUCACGCUCGUCACGCUCCGCGGCGUCGGCGCCGCGCUGCGCAAGCACGCCGGCGACCACGUCGACCACAAGGGUAUCAAGGCGCACUUCAACAUGGACGACUCUGGCAUCCUAAACCUGGUCAACGUAGAAUUCGUUGCGGAGAAAACUGUCACGGAGGAAGACAAAGACAGCACCCUCUCCAAACUAGGCAGCACCAUCAGCAAACUCUUCGGCUCCGAUGAAGCUGAGAAACCGGAAGAGAAAAAAGAAGAAGAUAAGGCACCGGAAGCCGAAAAGAAUGAAACCGCCAACGCUAAUGAGACCGGAGAUAAGCAAAACGCUACCGAACCAGAAGCUAAACCCAAGCCCAAGAUCGUAGUCCUUAAAGAACCGAUCAAAACUGACGAACAGGUCCUAGUCCUUCAACCGCUCACUCAGGAACAGUUCAAAACUUCGAAAGCUAAAAUAUCAGAAUUAGAUGCUAUAGACAGAAAACGCGCCGAAAGGGAAUCCGCGCUCAACAGUUUAGAAGCAUUUGUAGUUGAUGCACAGAUGAAAAUUGACAUGGAAGAGUUUGCAGAAUGCGGUACUCCUGAACAGAUCGAAGAAGUCAAGAAGUUGUGUUCUGAGACGUCUGAAUGGCUGUAUGAGGACGGCUAUGAAGCUCCCACUGAGCUGUACGAGGAGAAACUUGCUUUGAUCAAGGAGAAAACUAACCCUAUCUUCUAUAAACAUUGGGAGCACAGAGAAAGACCCGACGCUAUUGCCGCUCUACGCAACAUGCUUAACAGUUCCAAUGAAUUCCUGAAAUCUGCAAAGAAUUUCACUCAAGAAGUCAACCCGGAGAAAGACAUGUUCACUCAGGUCGAAAUCACAGUUUUAGAAAAGAAAAUAGAAGAAACUCAAGCGUGGUUGGACAAGUCGAUAAAAGAACAAAACGAAUUGAAGAAGAACGAAGAGAUUAAGCUGACUAUUGAUAGCAUAAGAGAGAAGAUGGGCGGUUUGGACAGAGAAGUUAAGUACCUAGUGAAUAAAAUGAAGAUUUGGAGGCCUAAGAAGCCAAUUAAGAAGGAGAACAAAACUGAGGAAACUAUAGAAGUUCCAGAGGGUCAAGAGAAAGUGGAGGAGAGUGUAGAAAAACCAGUAGUUGAAGAUAAUCAAGAAGAGGAAGUUAGGGAGGAGGUGCCCGCGACAGAAACGCCGCAGUUAGGUGAUGGCAAAGACGAACAUUCCGAGUUAUAAUAGUGAGGUUUCUAAUUUAGCCUAAUUUAUUUUUUACCUUUCAAGUCCGUGGGACUUGUUCGCUUUUCGUAUUACACCUUGAACUUCAAUAUUUAGCGCUUUCAGAUCAAAAUCUCUGAAACUUAUUCCUCAUUUAGACGGUACAAUAGAAUGCGUGUUUUAUUUGUAUCGUCAUUCUCAUAAAUAUGUAUGCAAGAGCUUGCAGCAUUAAAAUGGUACUUAACCUUUGAAUGGAUUCACAUCAUAUACCCUCAUUCAUGUAAAGAUUAAGUUGACAGCGUACGCCCUUAAAUGGUGUUCACAGCACUGUGGACGCAACUUGGUACGAUUGCCUUAUUUUGUUCUUGACGUUUUUAAGGUUAAUAUAACUAUUUAUGUCUUUAAGUUCUCCACUUAAAUUAAUCUUCUAAAUUCCUACACAUCAUACUAAACUCCAUUAUUUUGGUAGUGCCAAGUCAAGGUGUACCUAAUGCGAAAAGUGAGCUCGAUGAAUUUAAAUAAAUCUCAAAACGAUUUUUAGCCGCCUUCGUUUCUUCCAAAAUAUCCUGUAUUUAUUGUUGUUUAUGGACUUUAGUUAUUUUUUAUACCUUCCGUUUUUUUAUUUUUUUAAGAAAGCGGCUCCUCUGUCUUGUCUAUGGUAUGUAUUUAAGCGGCGACCCCAAGCGUACGGCAAGAGGAUGUUAUUCUAUUUAUAAUGAAUGUAAUUUAUGUGAUAUAAAUAUAAAUGGCUAUAGAAUUAGAGUUUUCCUGCAAUAGACAGGGUUUGCAUUUAAUUGUUUGAGUUAAACUUCAUCCAAAUUCCAUUAUUCGUUAGUUCUUUAGCUCUUGCGACCAUGCCUUAUUUAUUUACACUCUUCGAAAUCUAGAAUUGUUUUUUAUGUGAUUGCACAGAUAUUUUUCAAUAUAUGUAGGAAUAAUAUUUACAGAACAGUUGAAAUAAGUCUUCACGGUAUAUAAAUAUAUCAUAUUAAGAACACAAUCAUAAAA
Leguminivora glycinivorella is the source of this 3856-nucleotide messenger RNA. RefSeq names its product hypoxia up-regulated protein 1 (gene Grp170). The transcript is spliced from 10 exons. Lineage: Eukaryota; Metazoa; Arthropoda; Insecta; Lepidoptera; Tortricidae. Gene Ontology annotation, molecular function: ATP-dependent protein folding chaperone; ATP binding. The record is from RefSeq and is a predicted model, not a curated record. Bases 146 to 2869 code for a protein of 907 amino acids. Gene Ontology annotation, biological process: cellular response to hypoxia; endoplasmic reticulum unfolded protein response; negative regulation of hypoxia-induced intrinsic apoptotic signaling pathway. Gene Ontology annotation, cellular component: endoplasmic reticulum chaperone complex.